Molecule: messenger RNA, 3042 nt
Organism: Bacidia gigantensis
Lineage: Eukaryota; Fungi; Ascomycota; Lecanoromycetes; Lecanorales; Ramalinaceae
Exons: 3
Coding region: 1-3042 (1013 amino acids)
Biological process (GO): carbohydrate phosphorylation; galactose metabolic process
Cellular component (GO): cytosol
Molecular function (GO): galactokinase activity; ATP binding
Source: RefSeq, a predicted model, not a curated record
AUGGACGGCCCAGUUCCUGUAAUAAGGGACAUCAACGACCUGUAUCCCCAAGAUGAUUUGCCCAAGCAGCGCGAUCGAUUCUCACGGCUGCUUCAGGCCUUCAAGGCCAGGUACCAGCAAAAUGCUCAAUUCGUAUCAAGGAGUCCGGGCAGAGUCAAUCUCAUUGGCGAACACAUCGACUAUUCGCUGUACGAGGUUUUGCCAAUGGCCAUCACUGCAGAUGUGCUCAUUGCAGUCUCGGUUGCACAGGAAAACAUUGCGGGCGCAAAAGUGAUUUGCGCUAAUGUGAAUGACGAGAAGUACAACACAGAGCAAUUUGACAUUUCCGCCGAAGGAAAUAUAGAGAUUGAUCCCUCAACGCAUCAAUGGACCAACUACUUCAAAUCAGGUUUCAGAGGUGCCGUAGAGUUGCUUCGCAAAUCUGACCCGAACUUCCAUGCUCGUGGUAUGCAUGUACUAGUUGACGGAUCAGUGCCUGCAGGAGCAGGUUUGUCAAGCAGUGCUGCUUUCGUUUGUGCAACUGCCUUGGCUGUGCUGCGCGCUAAUGGCAAAGAAAAAGUGGUCAAGGAAGACCUGGUACAGCUGGCUAUAGUGUCGGAACGCUCUGUUGGUGUCAAUUCAGGCGGCAUGGAUCAAGCGGCAUCCGUCUUCUCCAUUAAAGGAGACGCAGUAAGUGUUGAGUUCUUCCCAGACCUUCACGCCGAAACCAUCAAGUUUCCAGAGCUAGACCCUCCCAUGACUUUCAUGAUUGCACAAAGCUUUGUGACGGCCGACAAACAUGUUACAGCCCCUCAUCAGUAUAAUCUGCGCGUCGUUGAGUGCACACUCGCUGCAGAAGUCCUAGCAGCCAAGGAGAGCAUCAAAGUGUCAGACGAUGCUGGUCCUUUGGGACGAAGUCUUCGAGGCUUUCAGUCGGCCUUUGAAGAUGCUAAAACUAUUCCUCAAGAUCCUGCGCAGCUGAAGGAGAGAGUAAAAGGGGUACUUGAGCUCGUUUCAAAGCAUUUGACUAAUUCCCAAGAUUUUACUCGCGAGGACAUUGCGUCUGUCAUGGAUACUACCGUCUCUGACAUCGAACAACGAUAUAUGACAAAGUUUCCGGUUCAAGCUAAGCACUUUCAUCUCGGUGCCCGUGCAAGUCACGUUCUUCAAGAAGCUUUGAGAGUCCUAGACUUUAAGGCGCUUCUGAAAGACAAAGAUAACCCGGCGCUCUUGCCGCAACUUGGGAAGCUUAUGAACCAGACGCAAGAGUCUUGCCGUAACCUCUACGAAUGUAGUUGCCCGGAAAUAGAUUCACUUUGUGAUAUCGCACAGGAUCAUGGUGCUUAUGGUAGCAGACUGACUGGAGCAGGAUGGGGAGGUUGCACUGUCCACCUGGUUCCAAAGGAUAAGGUCGAGAGUAUAAAGUCUGCAUGGGAAGAGCAGUAUUACAGAGUAAGAGAUCCCUCUAUGACAAGAGCGAGGAUGGAUGAGACUGGUGCUGUGGUCGUCAGUGAGCCUGGACAUGGCUCGAUGAUCCCUCGGGCUGAACAGUCUGGUAUUACCACUGACGCAGCCUCGAUCCUGCAGGAGCAAAAGACGGAAAAUGGUGAUGCCACCCACAGACCCCGAAAUGUGCAGCAGCAAAAUGUGGAACAAAGUGCUACCACUCGUCAACUCUCGACCGUGCAGGAGCAAAAUUCGGCACAGGGUGUUACUACCCGGCAAAAUUCGACCGCGCACGGGAAAAAUGCGAGACAAUCUUUGGAUGGGGCAAACCAGCAUGUAGUACAAGAAAACAACGCAGCUGAAGGGCGCAACCAGUCGAGCGACCAGGACAAGGUCUUGCCUGCACCGCGUACUCCACAGCCAGAGAGUAGUACUUCAGCGACGAACCGGAAAACUGUUGGGGAACACCCUACAUCGAUCGAAUCGCCGCAAACUCCGCUGAAAGUCCCUAGUGAGGCGCGUCGUGGUCCCUCGAGGACGCAUGAGCACCGUGAAACAGAGGACUUGGAUAGAGUAGAACCACAUCCAGCACCAGCACAGCGUGCAGAUGGCAUGGCGAACACUGGGCUAGCGCAAAUGCAGCCUCAAUUAGAGACUUUUCCUCCGUACUCAGGUCCAAGAACUCCUUCGCCGAAGGAUUUGGGUCUUGAAGCGGUCAACGACCCAGUGGACGAGCCUGUAGAGCCUGAGGGAGUAUUAGGGUUAGCUGGACUUUGGAACACUGCUUCUCAUGAAUCAGAACAUCUUCCGGUCCAAGGAGCUGAGCUUCGGUCAACUCCCGGAGAGACAGCCUCAUCAAUCACGAGACCGAACAAGAGGAAGGACGCUAUCUACCCCCCAUCACAUGCAAGUGCCGAUAUCAACAGUAGCACUUCCGAAACUCAGACGAACGAUCAAGGAACACCCGUCUACGCUACCCCAGGUGACGAGUUGGCGCCGAACUUCAUUCCCCCGGAGGUAGGGCCUCCCUCGACUAGAACCGCAGAAGAAGCAGCACACCCUGCCGUUCAGAGGGUUGAUCGUCAUCGAGAAGCAAGCGUUACUUCUACCGGUACGGUUCGACAAGAUUCCAACGUCGCACCAUUGGGCCCUUUCGCUACGGAUAUUACUCCUAGGCCUCUUGGCAUACCUGACAACACCGACCGAGGUCAAAAUUUGACUCAGCUAUCAUCGAUACAAGUCGAGGGAAACCAAAUGAGUUGCGAAGCGCAGAAUGCUGAGGCACCAGAUGCUCGUCAUCCUCAAGCGGCGGGCGAUAGGGAUUCUAGGCCAACCUUACCUGCCUUAGCAAAUGGUCAAUCUCGUGACGAUGUGGCUCAUUGGAACAAUCAAUUAUAUACCGCAAGUCAGAAUGAUUCACAAAAUGCUACCGAUGCGGUCAACAAUGAGAACGCCAACCCAAACACUCCGCUUCCUGAUCAGGGGCGAGAUCCCACAGCUGGUCCUGUGGCUGCGUCAAGAGCCCGUGCAGCAAAGCAAGUAGCCAAGGUCACACUCCAUAAUCUAAGAAAUAUUACCAGAAGAGAUAGAGGCCCACCCGCCGGACCAAGCACUUGA